AGUUCCAGACCCAGACUGUAGGCGGCGCUGUGGACAAAUCACACAGCUCUCUUCUGUGGCGCUGUUUCUGUAUUAUAGUACUUCCGGUUUACCGUUUACCAUCCUACCAAGCCAAGUUUUUUUGGACAAUGUUGUACACCAUUUAGUGAAACGUAGAACGAGGUGACUGAUCCCUGGACUAUUUGUUGUGCUUCAGCGGGUUCGCUUUAACUGAAGCCGAGCAUGGAUCCCCCCGAAGAUCAAGAAUUAAGGAAUGUCAUUGACAAGCUGGCCCAAUUUGUCGCACGGAACGGCCCAGAGUUUGAAAAGAUGACAAUGGAGAAACAGAAGGACAACCCUAAGUUCUCAUUCCUAUUUGGGGGAGACUACUUCAGCUACUACAAGUGCAAACUUGCUAUGGAGCAACAGCAGCAUGCCUCUACCCACGAUGGGGAGGAGUAUAAAUCUCAAGAUAUGUACAACCCGGGCGCCAAAGACAUCGUUGAUAUCCUUCCCCCACUGAUGCCAAUAAUUGCAGCGCCUCCCAUUGCUCCGCCUGCUGCACCUGCCGUGGAUGAGCUCAUCCAGCAGAGUCAAUGGAAUCUGCAGCAACAGGAGCAGCAUCUGCACACUCUCAGACAGGAACAAGUAACUGCGGCCAUAACUCUGGCUAUGGAGCAGCAGACCCAAAAACUGCUGCUUGAAACUCAGUCGGACAUCACAGAGUUUGACAACCUUCUGCAGCCCAUCAUAGAUACCUGCACCAAAGACGCCAUCUCUGCUGGUAAGAACUGGAUGUUCAACAACGCUAAGACUCCACAGCACUGUGAACUGAUGACAUCACACCUUCGCAACCGCAUCACAGCAGAUGGAGCACAUUUUGAGCUCCGCCUACAUCUCAUCUAUUUAACCAAUGACGUCCUCCAUCACUGCCAACGGAAGCAGCAGAAGGAUUUGUUGGCAGCGCUGCAAAAAGUUGUGGUUCCCAUCUACUGCACCAGCUUUCUGGCUGUAGAAGAGGAGAAGCAGCAGAAGAUCACCAGGUUGUUGCAGCUGUGGGAGAAGAAUGGAUACUUUGACGAGGAGACCAUCCAGCAGCUCCAGAACCCAGCGCUGGGCCUCGGCCAGUACCAGGCAUCUCUAAUAACGGAAUAUGCUGCAGUGGUGCAACCUAUCCAGCUGGCCUUCCAGCAGCAGAUCCAGACUUUGAAGACUCAGCAUGAAGAAUUUGUUUCAAGCCUGAAGCAGCAGCAGCCUGUUGCACAGAUAGCUACCGCUGCUGAGCCUGAAAAGGCCCCACCCAUGACCACAAAAGCCGGGGAUGUAGAGCCCCCUAUGUCAGGUCCUACUCCAGGGGAGUUUGAUGGAGCUUCAUCCAGGCCACAGGACCCCAGCAACCCUGGUGGGCCCUCAGAUAUCCCCACAAACAAGCCUGCAUGGUAUGACCCCCAGCACAUGGGUCCCUGGAACCCCAACCAGCCGCCUCCAUUUGACCCCAACCAGCCUCCUCCUUCGUGCCCACCCUGGAACAGCCAUGAGGGGAUGUGGAACGACCAGAGAGACCCAGGAAACUGGAGCGGAGGGCCACCCAGAGAAGGAGGCCCCUGGAGUGGCCCCGGUGGAUCUGACCCAGGCCCUCCUUCUUGGAACUCCUAUGACCAGCCUCCAUGGGGGAACCAGCCUGACCAGCCUCCAUGGGGCCAGAGGGAGCCCCCAUUUCCACCACGCAUGCAGAGACCUCCCCAUUUCAGAGGGCCCUUCCCUCCCCACCAGCAGCCACCUCCUUUUAACCAGCCCCCACCACCACACAGCUUCGGACGAUUCCCGCCACGAUUUAUGCAGGACGACUUUCCUCCCAGACACCACUAUGACAGGCCGCCAUACACCCCACACCGCUUUGACUAUGUUCAGGGAGAUUAUCCUGGAGACAUGCCAGGUCCUCCUCCACACCACCAUCCUAAUCAGCGGCUCCCUCCUCCAGGUUUGGGGGCCGAGCAUCCUCCCUGGGGUGGAGGAGGCCACCAACCAGAUUUUGGCCCACCCCCACAUGGCUUCAACGGCCAUUCACCCCACAUACGUCAUCGGCAGCAUCCAGUGCAAGACGACCCUAGUCUGGUCCCUAAUGUACCCUACUUUGACCUGCCAGCUGGACUCAUGGCUCCGCUGGUUAAACUUGAGGACUGUGACUAUAAACCUCUGGACCCUAAAGACAUCCGGUUGCCCCCUCCCAUGCCUCCAAGUGAUCGCCUGCUAGCUGCUGUGGAAGCUUUCUACAGUCCUCCAUCCCAUGAUCGGCCAAGGAACAGUGAAGGCUGGGAGCAGAACGGCCUGUAUGAGUUCUUCAGGGCCAAGAUGAGAGCCAGGAGGAAAAAGGGACAGGAGAAACGCAACAGUGCCCGUGGAGGAAGUCGCUCCAGGAGUCAUUCUCACAGCAGAGGGAGAUCUUCAUCUCGCUCCAGCUCUCGCUCCUCAAAGUCCUCCAGGUCGCGAUCCCGAUCGUCUCGCUCACACUCCCGCAGCCGCUCUGGCUCCUACUCCAGAUCCAGGUCCAGGAGUAGAUCGAGGUCAUCUCAGAGUCGCUCUCGCUCUCGAUCCAGAUCCCAUUCACCUGCCAAGAGACGCGUCGGCUCCAAAUCCCAGAGUUCUUCCCCUUCCUCCACGUCAGUGUUGAGUGCCCCUCCCUCUAAACCGUCUACAGAUAACAGGCUAGGGGAGGAGAAUAAGGGCCAUCAGCUCCUGAUGAAGAUGGGCUGGAGUGGUUCAGGUGGUCUGGGAGCCAAAGAACAGGGCAUCCAGGACCCCAUCAAAGGAGGAGACAUCAGGGAUAAGUGGGACCAGUACAAAGGCGUGGGCGUGGCACUGGAUGACCCUUAUGAGAACUAUCGCAGAAACAAGAGCUACAACUUUGUUGCCCGUAUGAAGGCCCGAGAGGAAGUCAAUCGGGAACCUCAGGAGGCUCCUCCAACUGACUGAUGACUCAUCUUCCCCGUUGCCACCGACCACCAAGGAUCUGAAUUUCACUGUCAACUUUGAAUCUAGAGUUAUAGUCCACCAUCCCAAAUCUUUCCACAGAAACAAGAGUGACGAUGCAAAGUAUCACCCAACUCGAGCAGCCUAUGAAAGUGGGCAAAGCGUUUAUGCUCUCCACACUAACAGGAGCUUGGAUCGACUCGUCCGAGCAGAAUGCAACAUAUUUGCAGAUGGAACAGUCAGCGCUAGCACAAGUAACACUGCAGAACUCAACAAGGACUUUUAAAUCAGCCGUCUAUGGAAAAAACACAGGACACAGCACUCACCAUGUCAUUCCUUUUGUUCCCCAUCGGCCUAAAAAUAGUGUCAAACCUCCUACAGUGUGGCUUAUAACACUGGGCUGACUGUGCUUCAACGUUUUAAGAUUUUUAAAAUGUGGAAAACGGUUAAACAUUAAACUAUAAAAAAGUGAAAUGCUGUGACAGUUGGAUAAAUUUAGUUUGGGCUUUAACCUUCAUUCUUCUCCCAGAAGUGUAAAAAUGUCCUUUGCCCUUCAUGGUAUUUCAAAUACAAUGGUUUUAGUUUUGUCUGUAUAGGAUUUUGGGAAAAAUACAGAUUUUAAAAAUGUCCUUUUGAACAGCAGCAAUGUUUUUCUUCCAGAAAAGGUUUCCACUCACUAGUUCAUGUCCAUAAUGAACUGCUACUAUAUACACAUCACUUCACAAGGUUGAAAAUGGAGGUAUGGCAGCUCUUCCUUUCCUUUCCACUGCUGAUUAUUGUGAUACUUUUUCAUUUAAUUAGUAUCAUAGUUUGUAUGUAGUAUGUUUGUAGUAUUGAAAUAAAUCCUGCAAAACAAAAAGUGAUGAAUUUGAAAGCAAUUUUCAUUAUUUUUUA
Messenger RNA from Centropristis striata (black sea bass), 3843 nucleotides. It is a transcript of the gene cherp, whose product is annotated as calcium homeostasis endoplasmic reticulum protein. Gene Ontology annotation, biological process: RNA processing; intracellular calcium ion homeostasis. The coding region runs from base 223 to 2952 and encodes 909 amino acids. The record is from RefSeq and is a predicted model, not a curated record. Gene Ontology annotation, molecular function: RNA binding. NCBI's taxonomy places the organism in Eukaryota, Metazoa, Chordata, Actinopteri, Perciformes, Serranidae. The transcript is spliced from 20 exons. Gene Ontology annotation, cellular component: perinuclear region of cytoplasm.